This is a messenger RNA of Aspergillus viridinutans, 897 nucleotides long. RefSeq lists its product as uncharacterized. The record is from RefSeq and is a predicted model, not a curated record. Gene Ontology annotation, molecular function: ubiquitin protein ligase activity. The transcript has a single exon. NCBI's taxonomy places the organism in Eukaryota, Fungi, Ascomycota, Eurotiomycetes, Eurotiales, Aspergillaceae. Bases 1 to 897 code for a protein of 298 amino acids.
AUGUCCUACCCCGAUCUAUCUACCAUCCUUGAAGUCUACCCCGAAUGUGAGCGCCACUGCUACGGGUACGCCCCAUCCAAACGGCGCCGCUGCACGCUGCCAGUAAGGAAAGACAAUCGAGACAGGGCCUCAUACCUUCUCAGAGAGGGCACCAGACUCCUCCAGCGCGGCCUAUCUGUCGACAGCCUGCUAUUCGAGCUAGCCCCGCUAGUCCUCUGCAAACGCUUCCACCAAAACCAGGCAGACAGCCUGGUCAGCGGCUGGCGGGCUAAGCUGCGGGCGUUCGAGGAGCAGAUUGUUCUAGCUGCUGUGUUGAAAUCGCUCCGGGAGUUAGCUGAGAGUCGGGCACGGUUGCUUGCUGCUGGGUCAGUGGGCGAGCAGCGUGUCUCGGAGAGGUCGGCUAUUGUUGAAAAUGAAGAAGAGGAGGAAGAAGGGGGAGACAGGGAGGACGAGCCUGAACCUGAACCUUCUCCCCGCCGGACAUCUGCAGAGUCUUCAUUGCCGGCCGUUGCAACUCAUGUGGCGGAGCCAACCGUGCCUCAGAGUGAGCCCAGAAGGACCACUCGGAAGCCAAUUGAAGGAGACUGCGACAUCUGCAUGUGUCCUCUACGAGGACAAGACAGUGAUGAAGACGGCGAGGGAUCAGAAGACAGCGAUGAGGAAAACGAUAAUGAUGCGGGAACAGGGUCCGACGCAGGGUCCGACAACGAGCACGAUGGCCCCGAAGAAGACGACCUUGACCUUGACGACAUUGUAUAUUGCAAAAAUCAGUGCGGUACGAAUUACCACAAAGCCUGCAUCGACGUGUGGCUUGCUACUCAGAGUACAUUUCGAACCCCACGUGGGAAUCCUAUCAGCCCGUCCUGCCCGAACUGUCGAGCAGCGUGGUCAUCCUGA